Molecule: messenger RNA, 418 nt
Organism: Monopterus albus (swamp eel)
Lineage: Eukaryota; Metazoa; Chordata; Actinopteri; Synbranchiformes; Synbranchidae
Product: fibroblast growth factor receptor 1-like
Exons: 3
Biological process (GO): multicellular organism development; cell surface receptor protein tyrosine kinase signaling pathway; positive regulation of cell differentiation
Cellular component (GO): plasma membrane; signaling receptor complex
Molecular function (GO): fibroblast growth factor binding; fibroblast growth factor receptor activity; ATP binding
Source: RefSeq, a predicted model, not a curated record
CUCAGGCUGACUCUGGGGAAGCCUCUGGGAGAAUGCUGCUUUGGGCAGGUGGUUCUGGCUGAGGCCCUGGGGAUCGACAAGAACAAACCCACACGCCUCACCAAGGUGGCUGUGAAGAUGCUGAAAGCCGACGCCACAGAGAAGGACCUGUCUGACCUGAUCUCUGAGAUGGAGAUGAUGAAGAUGAUUGGUAAACACAAGAACAUCAUCAACCUGCUGGGAGCGUGCACUCAGGACGGCCCUCUGUACGUGGUGGUGGAGUACGCCUCCCAGGGGAACCUGAGGGAGUAUCUCCGCGCUCGUCGGCCGGUUGGCGUGGAGUACUGGAGCAGCUCGAGGCAGGCGUCAGUGGACACUGUGGAGAUGAGGGAUCUGGUAUCUGCUGCGUACCAGGUGGCCAGAGGAAUGGCGUACCUCG